AUGAUCAAACUUCUACUUCGUCGUGGUGCUAAUUCUUCACUUAGUGAUUGGUCAUUACUAGUUCUUGCUCUAGCCGUUCGAGCUGGUGAUAAAGAUAUUGUUGAACUAUUAUUAAAGAAAAAAGCUCAAGUUAAUUGUCGAUUAAAUGUUGUUCGUCAUGCUUCUUUAAUUCCAUUACAUAUUGCUUGUGGUUGUUUAUCAUCAAAUGUAAUCGAUAUUGCUCAACAAUUAUUAGAACAUGAAGCACAUAUCAAUGCAGAAUCAUUACCAAGUGAUCAAGAAUAUUUAUCACUUGCUGAUCCAUCAGUUAUCGAUAUACAUAGAAUAAAUGGCUCUGUUCCACAUGGUCGUACUCCUUUACAUAUAGUAUGUACACGUGAAGCAACAGAAGAUACAUUAUCUCUAGUUCGUCUACUUCUUGAACAUCAUGCUAAUCCAAAUGCUCUAUGUAAUGGUCGAACAUCACCUUCACUCGCUAUCACUCUUGGAAAUGAACGUUUAGUUGAUUUACUUAUCAAUCAUGAAACAACAGAUCCAUCGACUUCACUCGGACUAAGAAAUGGAAAAGUAUUAUGUACUAUUUUAUCUACAGUUCAAGAAUCUCAAUGGACUUAUGCUAAACGAUUAGAAUUAGUAUGUAAAGAAUCGAUUAAAAGAAAUUUAUUUAAUUUAUAUUUUAUUUGUAUUUUAAAUUGA
Molecule: messenger RNA, 696 nt
Organism: Rotaria sordida
Lineage: Eukaryota; Metazoa; Rotifera; Eurotatoria; Philodinida; Philodinidae
Source: the annotation of a GenBank genome assembly